AUUUUUUCUUUUUUUUUUUUUCUUGUCUGUGUUUGGCUUGGGCUUUGGCCAUGGAGGUGGCACUGCGCCUUGGUCGGCGGCUGGGGUUGGGGUUGGCUGCUUGCUUGGCUGCAGCGCGCAAUUCGUCGCGGUUGGUUGGUUGGUUGAGGGCGCGCUUGCUGCGCUGCUGCGAGGCGCUGUGAUGUGCGGUGCGGUGCUGCAGUGUGUGUGUGGCUGGGUCUGGGGACGAGCGGCAGGGCGGCGGGCCAGCACUGCAACCUACAGUACCUACCUACAACACAACCUGCAACGCGCGCGCCGCCGGCGGCGUCUUGCUUGCUUGCUUGCUUCCUUUCUUUUCGUCUGCUCCUGCUCCUACUACUGCUACUGCCGCUGUAGCGACAGUACCUACAUACAAGCGCGCACGCACGCACGCACCUACGCUACUCCUACCUACAGUACCUAUCGCGCGCGAUCCAUAACGGCGCAACGGCGCGGCGUGGCGGGCGAAGGACGAAGGAUGACAGAGGCAAAAAGAAAGAAAGACGGCGGACGAAGGACGGAAGGAUGGAGGGCGGAAGACGAAGAGCGGAAGGAGCAGGAAGGAGGAGCCGCAAAUGCGCAAUCCGCGAUGGAUACGGCAAGGCUGGAGCGGGACGGGGAAGGAGUUGGAAGGGCCGACUGCCCGGCUAGCUGGCUUUGGGCUUGUGGGAUGGGAUGGCAUGGGAAGCGGGGUUGGGGGGCCGUGCCGUCGUGCCGACAGAAGAUGGAGGGUUGUGGUGGUGGUGGUGGGCUGGUGGCGGGAUCCCUACCUUUGUAUGUACUCUACUGUACCUGGGUACCUGCUUAUGUAGGUGUGUGUAUGUGUAUGUUUUGUGUGUGUGUACCUACAUACGGCUGCGGUGCUGUGUUGUUGUUUCAGGGCGCGCAGAGUGCAUGCGUGCGUGGGUGCCACGGCGUGUGGUGAGACCGGUGAGAGGGCCGAGGGACGGGACUCACCGAGAGCGAGCGCGCUAGCUGCGUGCUGUCUGCCCGUGUGCUCGAGGACAAACUCUAGAGAGAGGGAGGAAGCACCAAGCUCGGCGUUCGAUCGCUUCGCCUCGCAUCGCAUCUG
Molecule: messenger RNA, 1093 nt
Organism: Aplosporella prunicola CBS 121167
Lineage: Eukaryota; Fungi; Ascomycota; Dothideomycetes; Botryosphaeriales; Aplosporellaceae
Exons: 1
Coding region: 182-946 (254 amino acids)
Source: RefSeq, a predicted model, not a curated record